UAGAAUAGUCAGCUCCUACCUUGACCGAAUGCUUCUUUUUCUCUUUCUCUCUUUCCAUAUUACUACUAUUUAUAUACAUUAAAAAAAGAAGAAAUAAAUAUAGAGAAAGAUCAAGAUAAGCCAUCAACUCCGCACCAGUUUCGCCCACGAACCAGCCUUCAUUUCAGUGCCUCAACUAACUUUACACCUAUCUCUCUUCUUCUUCUUCAAUUUCCAUUUUUAUCAGAAAACCAUGGAGUACUGCAUGGCAGCAAGAGCCCUGAAGUCGAGUUUACGAAGUGAUAUGAUGAAAUCAUCAACCACGACGACCACCCAACAAUUUUUCUUUGAUGAUAUGUUCAGUAAUUCGAAUAACACUGUUGUUGAAGACUUCUCCGUUGAUUGUUUCUUUGACUUCUCUAAUGGUGGAGAAUUCAAAGACAGCGGCAGCACUGCUGCUUUUAAUAAUAAUGUUCAAGAGCAGCAGCAGCAGCAACAGCACAUGAUAGAUGCAGUAGAAGAGGAGGAAGAUGACGAUGAUGAUGAAGAAGAAGAAGAAGAGAAAGAUUCUCUUUCUGUUUCCUCUCAAGACCGUAGUGGUGUAGAUGAUGAUAAUAACUCUAAUUCUAGUACUUUUGAUGAAUCUUUUCUCACCAGCGAACUUGCAGUGCCUAUUGAGGAUUUGGCUGAACUUGAAUGGGUUUCUCAAUUUGUUGAUGAUUCUUCACCAGAGUUCUCUCUUUUGUACCCUUUGAAUUCAGAAGAUCACCAUACGAGGAACCGGUUUCAACCAGAACACCCCAAACCGGUUGCUUUAACCAAACCUUCAUGUCUUUUUCCGGUCAAAAUUCCAGCCAAGCCUAGAUCAAAACGAACCAGGCCCACCGGCCGGACAUGGUCCGUUGAGUCCCUGCUUACAGACUCAUCAUCAUCCUCAUCUUCUUAUUGUUCUUCUUCUCCAAUAUCAUCGUCCGCUUCAACGCCUUGCUUUGUUACGGUUCAAACAAUUGACUCGUUACCCAGUUUUUGCGAACCGCCAGCGAAAAAAGCAAAGAGAAAACCAGCGGCUCAAACUGGCGGAGCCACAGGUUUGACCCAGUUCCAGAGGAGGUGCAGUCAUUGCCAGGUUCAAAAAACUCCACAGUGGAGAACCGGUCCUCUCGGAGCUAAAACUCUUUGUAACGCUUGUGGGGUUCGUUAUAAGUCCGGCCGGCUUUUUCCAGAGUAUAGACCGGCUUGUAGCCCAACCUUUUCAGGCGAUAUUCACUCGAAUAGUCAUAGGAAAGUGUUAGAGAUUAGGAAGAAGAAGGAGUUAUCUGGACCGGCAUCUGGGUUGAGCCAGAUGGUUCCUAGUUUUUGAAGAUCUUUAGGUUCACGAGUAGGUUUAUGCGAACCGGUAAAUCAAACCUCCGGUUUAUUUGGUCUACAGUCGGGUUUGCAGUACGCAGGCUUUUGUAACGGAUUAUAGGCAGGCAGGGAAGUAGUGUUCUUAUUAUAGGGAGGUUCUAUUUCUAGUCUUUUAUUUUAACUCUUUUUUUUUUUUUCUAAUUUAACUUAAUGUUAUUUAGGUUUAUUUUUUGGUUUUA
Molecule: messenger RNA, 1565 nt
Organism: Ricinus communis (castor bean)
Lineage: Eukaryota; Viridiplantae; Streptophyta; Magnoliopsida; Malpighiales; Euphorbiaceae
Product: GATA transcription factor 5
Exons: 3
Coding region: 233-1339 (368 amino acids)
Biological process (GO): positive regulation of DNA-templated transcription
Cellular component (GO): nucleus
Molecular function (GO): zinc ion binding; sequence-specific DNA binding
Source: RefSeq, a predicted model, not a curated record